This is a messenger RNA of Lymnaea stagnalis (great pond snail), 8821 nucleotides long. The record is from the annotation of a GenBank genome assembly. NCBI's taxonomy places the organism in Eukaryota, Metazoa, Mollusca, Gastropoda, Lymnaeidae.
UUGUUAGGUGGGAGAGGUGCAGCUACUGUCCUGUUAAAUUACGGGACUCCAGAAUAGCACAGGUACGUGUUUAAAAGUACAUCUUAACAGCUUCAACAAGUCUUAGUUGUAAUACAUGAUGUCUAUCUAUUUUAAUCUUAUGAAUAGUGUUGUUCUCUAGAAAAGUAAUAUCUUUCAUUUAUAUGUAUGAUCCCAUGCAUUGUCAACAGCUGGUACAGUAAUUCGUGGAUAAAAUAAAGUCAAAAUGGCCACCAUUGUUUUAACUGGUGUGUGGUGCAGCAGUGGGUAGUGAGAUUAAGAUUAGACCAUAUUGCACAUUCUGAGCCCAAUUCUACCGACCGCCAAGCCUGGGCUACUGAAAUCAUAAAGAAUAGCUGGUCUUUACAAUUCAAUAUACAACGGUUUUACACUGAUGUCAUCGUUUUUUUUUCUGUAUAUCAGUCAAAAACCCUUUUGCAAAGCUCAGCUUUGCUCACAUUGAAGUCUGUUUUAAAACAUGCUAAACAGCAUUACAUGAAAUUCUUCUAAAAAUAUCAUAUUUCAUUGGUUUUUAAUACUAAUGCUAUUGAUUGAGGACUGUGAGAAAAAAAUUAAUUAACAAGGUGCGUUUUUAUGAACAAGUGUCUACUUAGGAAUACCAUGCAAGCAUUGAGUGAUAGCAAUAUCGGCCUACGUCUUUCGUGUCGCCUGUCAUGUUAUCAGAGAACCAUUUUGGCGAUAACACCAGAAAAGUUCGAAUGCGUGGGUUUCAGGAUCAUUGUUAUGUGUAAAUUAGAUUUUAUAUAUUCGCCUGAGUUGAAUGCCACUGUGAAUAUUGUGUUACCUUUCAUGCGUUAAAAUCCUUAACUCCAGUUCGACCACUCAUUUAUAAGAAUUAAAAAUAAAACAAACCAAAAAAAAAAAAUUAAACAAAUAAACGAACAUUCCAAGAUGUAUGCCAUGGUAACAUUGCAUCAAACUUGGGGAAACAUCCUAUGCAAACUUUUUUUAUUCUUCUUUCUCAUAUUUCUUUAAAAAGCACACAAUUAUUUUUACAAAAUUAAAAAUAUUUUUUUUUUUUAAAGUUACUUUUCUCUUUGGUGUAAUAAAAAAAAGGCAUAGUGUGAACCUCACCCCUUCUUCAUUUACGGUUAUUAUUCCCAAAAAAUUAAAAAAUAUUUUUAAAAAUUAUAAUAAUAAUAAAUAAAUUUAGACUGAUUGAUAAAGUUUUCUUCACUAUUUGUGUUAUCGUCGCAAAUAAGAACAAAUUUAGAUCUCUAUAACUAUCAAAACACUCUUACAAGCUUUUUUACGAAAUCAGUCUCUGCUCUCCGAAUCUUUUAAUAUUUUUUUUUUAAUUUUCUUGAUCCUCAGUAAUACAUUUUUUAAAUGUUUCCCAUUUAACAAGUCCAUCAACGUUAACUAGAGCUCAACAAUUUUUUUUUUUAAAAUUAUGGUAAAAUACAUAUUAAAAGGCGAACAAAUUGAACAAUACUCCAUCACUUUAGAAGCAUUUUAUCGAUAUUCAGAGUUAGACCAAUUUUUUUUUUUUUUUGCUGGGAUGUGACGAUGGGGUGGUCUUCGGAGGAAUAAACCCACAUGGCCUGGGAUUAUCUUCCAUUAGACCAGUGGCUUCAGUUUAAAUGAAACAACCCCAUAAAACAAAGGGGGUGUUUUUUGUUGUUGUAAAAGUCCUUUUAUUAAAAUGUAAUAUCCAGGAAUGAACAUUUGACACCACAUGCAUACAAGUAACGCACUUGAAUAAGAAUCUCAAAUAAUAAUGCUCUCCCCCUCCCCCUCCCACCCCCAGCCCCCACCCCACCCCCAACCAAGGCUCGCAAAGGCACAUUUGUUUCACACCCCUGAAUUAUUGUAAUAUUCUAAAGACCCGCCCGCUUUUACGACGCAUAUUAUUUUUCAACGACUAUUUUAGAUUUAAAAAAAAAACAUAUUUCACAGAAAAAACUUCCAAAUUUAAAAGAAAAUGAUUUAUUGCAGUCAACUGGAAUUUUAUUUCAUGAAAUCGGUGUCAUCAUAUUUCCCUCAUCCUCCCCUUGAAAAACAGGAAAAACUGAUUUGUGUGUGUGUGUGUGUGUGUGUGUGUGGAGGGGAGGGGAGGGAUAAAAGUUUGAAAGAAUAUGUUGUCAUGGGGCAAGUUUCAGUUAGAUAGGUUGACUGGGAAGAGUGUCCGUUGGCCGUCCGAAGGUUUCGGCCGACCCGCCAGAAAUAAACACACGAAUUAAAGAGAAGCUUAUCUAAAUGGAUUUAAAGAAACAAAUUUUUCACACGAAUUUCCAAUUCAAGACAGCCACUAGCUUAAAUAGUUUAAUUAAUUAAUAUACUUUAACACAUUUAAAAAAAAAAAAGAGUACAUAUUUUAUUUUUAAUGCCUGACUUAAUAUGUUUAAUAAAUUAAAGUCAUUUUUUUUUAAAGAUUAGCAUACAAACAUACAUGUUUUUCCAUUUGAUAAAAAAAAUAUUUUUUUUGGAAGUCUCUGUAAAAUUCUUUCUUUUUUUUAAACCUUCAGUUUUACAAUCAAUGAGACAGGUUGACCUAAGAUGACGGCGACCAAAAACCAGGUCAGCCUGGUGGCAUUGAAGCUCCAGGUCCUGGAAGAUGAGAGGAAACAGCUCCACGAGGCGCUCGAUGCUUACGUCAACGAGGUCAGACUUUUUUUCAAAUCUACUGGUUUUUUUUAAAGGACGCUUUUCUGGAUAUGUCAUACCUAGACUUAAAAGCGGACCUAGACUUAAAAGCGGACGUGACUUAUUACAUGUAUCAUGUAUAUAACGUUGUCUGCGAACUUCAAAAGUACUACACGGUAUAUACGCCCACUUCCAGACACUUUCUAGGUUUUGCCACAGACUGACAAUGGGCGAGAUGCUGAUAAGGUUAUUUUGUUUAAAUCAUUAAAUCCUCAUGAAAAGUAAAUUGCGUCUUUUUUUUAGCAAUUACUUUAAAAAAAAAUGUUUAAAAAAAAAAAAAAAAAGUAAUUUGUAAUAUGAAGUUAUAAGUUUGAUAACACAUUAAAUGCCUUCAGGGAUGAUGCGAAUCUACUUUUGAUAAUCUUUUUAAAUCAUUAAAUCAUCAUGAAAAGUAAAUUGCGUCUUUUUUUUAACAAUUACUUUAAAAAAAAAUGUUUAAAAAAAAAAAAAAAAGUAAUUUGUAAUAUGAAGUUAUAAGUUUGAUAACACAUUAAAUGCCUUCAGGGAUGAUGCGAAUCUACUUUUGAUAAUCUUGAAUAGCAGCUGACGUCUAUUUAAACACCAGGUUAUCUCCCUCGGGAACACGUUUGUGUCUACCGAAGCCAGUACAGGGGCCAACUUUAAGGAUGUCAGCCAGGCCAUUGAGAGAGCGCUCAUGUGUGUCAUGGAGAAGAAGCUUGAUUACAGGCGUGAGUCCUUUACACAUCAACAUGAUUUGUAGACAUGCUUGUGUUGUACUCCUUGAGGAUGACUUACUUCAUCAUAGACUUGUGUAGAUUUGAAAAAAUAACAUGCGUGUUUGAUGUAUACAUAUUUAAUUAGACAUGGAGGGGGAAAUCGAUUUUUUUUUUAAACAGAGGGUAACAUUAAAAACAAAAAACAAAAAAUGGAAAAUUUUCUCGUGUGGGCCGCAUGAUAAUUGUGUUCGAUUCUAGGGAAUCAAAUGCAAAUCUUUUGUCACUGAUCAUUGAAAAUUCAUUUUGAGAUAAGUUGGAACGUAAGCAGUCAUAUUGUUUAAAUUGAUCUGUAACUUUCUCUUAAAAUAAUGUGACAUUUAAACCUCACUAUGAUUAUUUAUUUGCCAAAUUAAAUGCUUUUUAUAGAUAAUCAUUCACAAUUUGCACAGAUUAGGAAUACACGUAUCCAUUUCCCGGAAGGUCUUGCGGGCCGAAUUGAAUAUUUCAGCUGGGCCCGUUUGACCCGCGGGCCGAAAGUUGCCGAUCACUAAUAUGGAUAAAUCGAAGCAAAACAAAAUUGUAAAAAAAAAAAAAAAUUUAUGAACGAAAACUGGAAAUUCAAUCGGAAGGAAUAGAAAAAUAGAAAUUGUAUUAGAAAUAAUAAUGUUACUUAUUACCAAUGUGUCAGUUACGUUAUUUUAAAAUAUUGGAAGGUCUUGCGGGCCGAAUUUAAUAUUUCAGCUGGGCCCGUUUGACCCGCGGGCCGAAAGUUGCCGAUCACUAAUAUGGAUAAAUCGAAACAAAAAAAAAUUGUAAAAAAAAAAAAAAAAAUUUAUGCACGAAAACUGGAAAUUCAAUCGGAAGGCAUAGAAAAAUAGAAAUUGUAUUAGAAAUAAUAAUGUUACUUAUUACCAAUGUGUCAGUUACGUUAUUUUAAAAUAUGUAUAUCUAUAUCAGCAGCUCAGAGUACGCCGCCAACUCCUGACGUCACAGUCCCGCCAUUGUCCCCAUCAGUCGCACCAUUAACAGAACAGAUGACGUCACAGCGCUCUUCAAUAUUUGCCUCAGGUAUGAUUUGUUGUUAGAUAACAUUUUAAAUAUAUAUAUAUAUUUUUUUUUUUUCAAGCGAUUUUAAUAUUCUAUGUUCAAUACAAUGCUUUUAAUCAUUGAUCAAAAAUAAAGAUUAAAUUAAGCGUAUUGUACGCUGCAACUGAUCAUAUUUAUGUGUUUUCGGUGUUGCAGACAAGGUCUUGACGUCUGUCAAAGAUUACAUGGACAUCCUAGAAACGCACGUCCGAUCCAACGCCUCCAAGACCGACGUGCUCUCGGCGAUGAUGCCACAAAUCUUGGAGGAGAUCAACGCCCUCAAGACGCAGAUGGAAGGGAUGGAGCCAUUCAAAGAAAGACUGGAGCACGUUGAUCGGAGAGUGGAGUCCAUCGAGAAAGACGACAGCGUGGCUGUGAUCAAGUCGCAGCUCUCGGCCAUCGAGGAACAAACGCUUGAGAUCGACGCCAGACUUGAGACGCUGCGAGGAGAGUUCUACGACAACAAGGCAGAGAACGCGGACAAAAUUCAGAAAGUCGAACAUCGUAUUGAGGAUUUGGAUAGCAGGGAAGUGAAAACUGUAGCAUCCGUGGCAGAUUUGGAGAGCAAGCUUUCCGCAAACACGGGAAAUAUCGGCAUCAUCGGCACACAAUUGGAGGAUAAGGCCAGAGAGGUGGACAAGAUCGAAGAGCGACUUCAGAAGUCCGAGAAGGAGUUGGUGAACAUAAAGCGGCUGAGUGAGGACAGGUAUGAAAAAGACAGCGCGACGCUAGCGGAGAUGGAAAAUCGUCUGAGGAGACAGGAGGAGAAAUGGACGGACCGGGAGAUGAAGAAUAUCAGGAAGAUAGAGGACAAGCUGCAAAGACUGGAUGCGGAGAGGAAGAAAGAUAUGUAUUUUAUGGGUGAAAAUGUAGAUAAAAUUCUUACAAAGGUAAUUUGAUUAUCACAAAAUAAUAUAUUAGAAAUACAAUGGCGUUUUGAAUUUUUUAAAUGUUUUGACACAUUUUACAAAUUAUAGUUGAAAACGAUUUAGUUGGUUGUUUGUAAUAUUUCAGGAAUUUCGGCAAGCACUUUAAACAUAGUGUAAGAAAAUACGUAUAAAUGUCCCAUUUCCUAGUGCAGCUACUUGAAGCAAGAAGAAACUAUAUUUAAUUAUAUGCAUUUGAUUCCCAUGUUUUGAAACAAGAUUUCUCUAUUUUUUUUUUAAAUUUUUUUUUAAAUUAUAUCUCGAGAUUUUAAAGAUUAGAUUACUCUUUUAAAAAAAACAACAACUAAUUCCUAUUUUGGUAAAUUAAAUUCAGAUUUAUAAAAUUAGAUUCCCAUGUCAUACGUAAAAUUACGUUCUUUUUAAAAUCCCAUUCUUAUUUCUUGAAGCAAGAUUUUUCUGUUUAAAAUAAAACUCCGAUUUUUUUUACAUUAGAUUGCCAUUUAUAACAAACUCCAAUAAAAAAGAGAAUUUAAAAAUUAGCUUUUAAAAAAAAAAUAGUUUACCAUUUUAUAAAUUAUGCUCCCAAUUUUAAAACAGAUUUACGAUUGUUUUAAAUGGAGUACCAUGUUAAUAAACAUAAGAUUUGAUUCCCAUUUAAAAAAAAAUAAUUUCCUUUUUUUAACGUAUGUUCCAUUGAAGAUGCUUCAAUUAUAAUUAAUAAUUUUUUUAAAAAUCGUAACACUAUUUUUAACAGUUGUAUACCCUUGAUGAGCAACCAAAACUGAGGGUAAGAAUAAACAUAGGUGCACAAACAUUUUAUUAUUAUUAUUUUCUUUUGGUUGAUAUUUUGAAUGUAGAUCAUGUUAAUGUACACAUGUGAUUUUUUUCCCUCAGUUGGAUGGCGUAAAGACAAAUGAGAACACAUUAGCAACAAAAAUUGAUACUCUUGGUAAGUUAUUUCUCUAGCAACAACAAAAAACGACAAUAGCUGUUUGAAAUUAGGAUUUAAGUAUGUACUUAUUUGCUUAUAUUAAAUACUCCAGACAUCAACGUCCGGGUAACUGUUUAUCUAGAUACAGAAAACUAAUUAUUUAUUAGUGAUUUACCUAUCUCGAAUAAAUAUACCCUGUCCCGUAGAUAUAACAUGUCAUUAUUGGAGAUAUACAAAGCCCCUAUAUACGAACAUGCGCUCUCCUCAGAGAAAAGACAGAAAAGACCGCUGGGGUUCACCGCCAAGUUGUCCAUCUCGUUCACCUCGCCCAUGAAGCGCUCGGUCCUCAGGGACUUCACGGACAUCGUCACCAACAGGGGCGACCACUUCCAGCCCCAGACGGGCGAGUUCACGGCCCCGGUGGAAGGCCUCUACCUCGUCUCGCUCACUCACCGCCAGUGGCAGGACGGCGAGAUCUGGCUGGUGGUCCUGCUGUCCCCGAACCCCGGCCCCGGGGGCGGGAAGGAGAAGGUCGUGUGCGAGACCCGGACCGACGUCAGCCGGACGAGCAGCACCAGCGCCAGCAUCGUGUGGAUGAACGCGGGUGACAAGAUCUGGGUCAACGUGAGGAAUGUCAAGGGCACUGACACCUGGAUAGACGCGCCCUCAAGCUUCUCUUGUUUUCUGGUCGCAUAAUGUCUGUAAAGUCACAUUUGUUUAACACAAUGUCUGUAAAGUCACAUUUGUUUAACAUAGUGUCUGUAAAGUCACAUUUGUUUAGCAUAAUGUCUGUAAAAUAACAUUUGUUUAGCAUAAUGACUGUAAAGUCACAUUUGUUCAGCAUAAUGUCUGUAAAGUCACAUUUGUUUAGCAUAAUUUCUGUAAAGUCACAUUUGUUUAGCAAAAUGUCUGUAAAGUCACAUUUGUUUAGCAUAAUGUCUCUAAACUUACAUUUGUUCAGCUUUUUUGUAAAGUCAUAUUAGUUCAGCAUAAUGUCUGUAAAGUCGCAUUUAUUCAGCAUAAUGUCUGUAAAGUCACAUAUGUUCAGCAUAAUGUCUGCAAAGUCACAUAUGCUCAGCAUAAUGUCUGUAAAGUCACAUUUGUUUAGCAUAAUUUCUUUUAAGUCACAUUUUGUUGAGCAUACUAGUUUAUUAACUUCAGAUUGAUAACUUAGGUCAUUAGGUUGAAUAUCCAUUGAACAUUUUGACAUUUUUUAGCAUUGCACAAAAGUGUGCAGAUGUUAUGGGUGGGUAUUUUUUCUUUUAAUAAUUUGUCCAUUCUAUCUGCUUUUUAAAAACGUUAAUUUUAUAUACUUUUUACUAAUUUUGACACUUCUAUUGCUGCCCACAGAUACUACUUGCCAGCUAAGUGCUAUUUCUUAUUUUUAUUUUUAUACCGUUUUCUCUGUUGUUUUGUUCGCUGACGAAGGCUUUCUGCCGACACGUUCGCUGUUUUCUUGCGUUUAUUUUUUCAGGUUUAACCCUACUCUGUUUUACUCAUUUUAAUUUUAGAUAACAUAUCUCUCUUUUAAAUGGAGUUUUUAAAAGCUUAAAGUCGCUAGCAUUGCUACAAAGAUCAUAUUAUCUUAAUUCAAAAAAAAAAAAAAAAAAAGAAUGUCUUAUUUGGUAACUCUUACAUACCGUCUUAAAAAAAGGCUUGAUUCGAUCUCAAUAAUUCUGGUCACUCAGAAGUCCGUGUAUUAUUGUGUUGUGUUAUUGUAUGUAUUUAUAUUUUUGGGGUAGCAAAACCGAAUAGCAAUGUUGUGUGCAAAAGACAGAACACGUUUCCUUACUUUGUAAAAGAAAUAUUAAUUGUUGCCACUAAUAGAAAAGGAAUGCACUUUUAGAUCCACUAUUUAACAAAUAUAUAUAUAUAUAUAUAUAUAUAAAUAGCUUGUUGGCUAAUGAGUUAGUUUUAAUAGGCAGACAUGGGUAUCACUCAAAAUGUAAUAUGUAUUUCACUAAGUCAGCCGGAAAUAACUUAGAUUACAUCCCAAAAAAGGGACGAUCAGGUCAUUAGAAUUCUGGUAUUGAUAUUGCAACAAUAUUUAGCACACAUUUCUAAUACUACGCUUUUAUCGUUGUGCUGGUUGUCGUAAUAUUCUAAAAUAGAAAUCGCAUUUUAUUUAUCAUGAAUAAAGUUAAAUUUUCAUUUAUUUCGUUUAUUAUACAGUCUAACAAAUACGAUUUUUUUUAAAGUAAUACUCAUUAUCUCAGAAUUUUCAGUUUAAUCUUUAAUCUUUGAUAUAUUUUGACAUAUAUUAUUGUAAUACAGGUUCUCCCUAAGGAUAACAUUAACGAUAUUAAUGUGAAUCACAUUCCCCCUUCAGUGGAUCACGUUUUGUAACGCACAUCUCUUGAACUCCAGAUUCCGCAGUUUCACAUUUUAGUCAAGAUAGUCUUGUAAAGACUAGGAGUGCUCUAAUUUAUUUUGAAUGUAUUUUUAGUUAAGAAACUGAUUCUGUUCACCAGUUCACAUACUCAGAAAUUAGAAUGAUUUUUUUUUUUGGAACUGGUGUAGACAUUUUCAGUUUAAAUAAAAUAUAUCAUCUAUGG